This is a messenger RNA of Rosa rugosa (rugosa rose), 2388 nucleotides long. RefSeq names its product transcription factor MYB3R-3-like. The coding region runs from base 462 to 2126 and encodes 554 amino acids. The transcript has 8 exons. Lineage: Eukaryota; Viridiplantae; Streptophyta; Magnoliopsida; Rosales; Rosaceae. Gene Ontology annotation, cellular component: nucleus. Gene Ontology annotation, molecular function: DNA-binding transcription factor activity, RNA polymerase II-specific; RNA polymerase II cis-regulatory region sequence-specific DNA binding. The record is from RefSeq and is a predicted model, not a curated record. Gene Ontology annotation, biological process: regulation of DNA-templated transcription.
GACUCUCCUUCCCACAAGACAGGGUUUUCCCGCGAAAACUCUCUCUCUCUCUCUGCAAAACUUAUCUUUCACGCCAAAUCAUUCAUCAAUGGUUUUCUCCAAACACCACCUCACCGCCUCUGUUUCCACAUUAAAACCCUCCAACUCAUAUUUCGCCUGGUUUUUCUUUUCCUUCUAAUUUUGGCAUUGGUUUUUAGCCGUUACAGUGUUCUCUCUAUAAUCAUGAAAGCGUUUUCAUAAAAACAAACUCUUUUGGGGUUCUUAACGCAUCCGUUGAAUUUGCCUUUGAUGUUUUGUUUCCUUCACUCUAUCGGAUCCCGAGUAUUGACCCAUUAAAAUCACUAAAGAUUGAAGCUUUCGAUCUUAAUAUAUUUACUUCGCCAUUUGGGGUUGUAAAUUGAGAGCUAAAUUAUAGUUGGUAUUCAUUGGAAUUUCGAUUUCUUAGAGAAGAAAAGAGAAUCAUGGUGCAAGUCAAAGAAUGUGAUCCUAACAUGGAAAAGGGGGUUUUGCUUUCUUUGAGUCCUCCGGUAUCGGAUAGCAGUGGAGAUAACACAGCUCUCAAGCCAGCCUCUGCUCAACUGAGAAUGACAGGCCCUACGAGACGAUCAACAAAGGGAGGCUGGACAGAGGAAGAGGAUAGAAUUCUAACAGAUGCUGUCGAGAAGCACAAUGGCAAGAACUGGAAAAGGAUUGCUGAAUGUGUUCGUGGCAGAACAGAUGUUCAGUGCCUUCAUCGCUGGCAGAAAGUCCUCUCACCUGAUCUUGUUAAAGGAUUUUGGUCUAAGGAGGAAGAUGAUCUAAUAAUUGAGUUGGUCGCAAAGCAGGGGAAUAAGAAAUGGUCUGAAAUAGCAAAGUCCUUGCCAGGCCGUAUAGGCAAGCAAUGUCGAGAGAGGUGGCACAACCAUUUAAAUCCAGAUAUAAAAAGAACUGCAUGGACAAAUGAAGAAGAAAAGAUUCUCAUUGAGUCGCAUAAAGCCUAUGGGAACAAAUGGGCUGAAAUAGCAAAGCUUCUGCCUGGAAGGACAGAAAAUUCAAUAAAGAACCACUGGAACUGCUCAGUUAAGAAAAAAUUAGAGCUACGCUCAUUCCAUAUAUCUAAUAUGGAAAGUCAUAAAAUAAAAGCAGGAGUCAGAAAGACAGAGGCGGUAAGACAAAGUCUUGAUUGGAUAGCCAACUUCGAUAAAAAUGUGGAAACCUGUUCAAUUAAUCUUGAUCUGGUUCUUGGAACUCCUAAAGGAAGGGAGAUCCAGAUAAAAUCUUUGGACAAAGGAAAUCGCGGUUGGCUUACAAAAGGAGCUGGUGCAGAUAAUAUGAUCAAAUCACCACCUAGUAACCUUUAUUACGAUAGAGCUGCAGCUGCAUAUGGUCUAAAUGUUGAACAACGGAAAGAAAUUUAUCAUAACUAUGGCAAGUUGAGAGACUCGCAUUAUUUAUCUGCUAAACAAUCAAUCAAAGCUUGCACUACUCCUUCCUGUGAUCUUUGGGGUUUUCCCUUUUUUCAUGGAAAGAAUCAUAAACCCAAUCACCCUAUGAGUUUGUUGAAUAAUGGCUCAGAUUCUUUUGACUACAAUAGAGGAGCUGGAAAUUUUCUCAAGAAACCAGAUCGUCCUAUUACAGUUGAGAGAUUACAUGAAUCUUGUAAAGUAUCACAAGCUUAUGAGGAAACUAAAGAUGCUGGUGGAGCUACUGAGCAUUCAGAGGCUUCAAAUCCUGGUUGCUUGUGCUAUAGGCCACUCCAACAAGAGGAUUUGGACUAUUUUUUUAAAAAUGGUGAAUUCCCAAGCACAGAUAGUUACAUCCAGACAGCAUUUAGUUCAGUUUCCUUAUGCACUCCACCAAGCCAAGACAGAGGAAUAUCUGUUGAUUGUAAUGAUCCGGAUUCCGCAUUGAGAAGUGCAGCAAGGACUUUUAAGAGUUCGCCAUCUAUCCUAAGAAAACGAAGACAUCCAAUUUCCAGACAAAGUCUCAACUCAGAGCAUCACUAUGUCAUCUCAGAAGAAAUUAGCAAUAACUCCAGAAACAGCCUCAACAUUCUAAGUCCAUGUGGUGAGACAAAAUUCCAGUGCAUGGCUCGAUCAAAUGCCAAAAAACUUUUCCUCUCUCCUCAAAAGUCUCAGAAGCUUUAGCUUGUUAUCUGCUGGUGUGAAUUGUGGUUGAGUGACUUGGCAUGGUAAUUUUGUUCAAGUCUUAUCAGAAUGUUUUGUCUAGACACCAUGCAGCGCCUUCAUCAGACGGCUUUUAACCUGUUGAUAUUGGUGAGCAUCACUUCUACAAUCUUAUUAUACUUUCAGAAAUCUUCAGGAAAACGUAAACAUGAAUCUUACAUUUGUUUCCUUAGGCUUGUAGAAACAUGUCAUGUUGAAUCCUAAAGGUGAUAAAAUUAGAAAG